CCCUAUCAGAGAUGGAAAACAGUGAGAGCGUCAAUCAAUCUCAAGAAGGAGGUGGCCCCAGCAAGAAACGGAGAAUCACACGAAAGAACAAGAAUAGUAUGCAGAUUGAAACAAAAGCUGAAGCUUGUUGCUCAUGGUUUCUACUGCCACUUGACAUCAUGGUUGAUAUACUAUCAAGACUACCUACCAAAUCUAUUGCAAAACUCCGAUGUGUUUGCAAGCAUUGGCUUUCCUUAACUCAAGACCUUAGUUUGUUGAAAUCACUGCACCAGAGAUCUUCAAGCUACAUGAUUAUAUUUAAACAUGUUUUUAAUGAAGAAAUAAGGCUGAAGCUGUAUGAUUCUAGUAUCAGAGACGGAGAAAAGGAUACGAAGAUUUCCUUCAGUCCUAAGCUCUGGAGAAGGUAUUAUAAGCUAUCAAAUUUUGUUGAUGGUUUGACUUGUGCUUAUUCCUGGUAUACCAAAUCUGAUAUGUACUUAUUAAAUCCUAUGACUCGGGAACUUCGGAGAAUUCGCAAGAACUAUGGACGUCAAAAAGGCUUUGAAAGCGAACAUGAGCGUGUUGGUCUAGGAAUAGACAUGAGUACGGGGAAAUACAAGAUAGUUAGAUUAUUUUCUCAUUCGAAAAGUCGAUUUCAUUGUGAGAUCUUUACAGUGGGCACUGCACAAUGGAGAUGCCUCGGUGAAACUCCUUUCGGAAUUUGUUACGAUCAUAAUCCAAUUCUACUCCAUGGAGCGCUACACUGGAUUGGAAGUGAUCAUCAACAAAAAUUAGGUGUUUUCCGAUUCAAUCUCAAAGACGAAAAGUUUGGAUCAAUCAUACCUAUCCUCCAUCCUCCAUCCUCUCAUAUACGCCGUCUGAAGGAGUCUAGUGGGAGUCUUUGCAUUGAAUUCAGUAACACAGUGGAAAAAUGCUUUGAGAUAUGGGUCAUGAAAGAUUAUUUGAGUAACACAUGGGUCAAAGAGUAUAAAGUCGAUACCAGCGACUCCACAGGUUUACACAUUACAGAAAGUAUAGAUAGCAAAUUUAUCUUGGAGUCCUGUGAAGAGGAAAAAGAAUAUGUUAAUUCAAAGUAUCGUUUUAAUAAAGCCUUUAACCUAUUGAAAAUAGGAAGAGAGUUGGGUAGAGAUUUUGCUGUUCAUAAAGGAAGCCUUAUUUCCCCGAAGAAGCUGUUGAAGCUAUCUCAAAAGACGUAUGAAGAAGCGUGAAAGUGAGUAAUAUGCAUCUCGAGGAUUUUAUCUAUUAUAGUACAGAUAUAUAUAAUACAAAGGAAGAAUGAACACUGUUUAUUUAUUAUUAAUUGUUGGCACAGGUACGAAAGAAUUUUACAAGAUUGCAUGUAUUGGUUUACAUUAUACUUCCAGUACUUAUAUUUAUAGAAUUUG
Molecule: messenger RNA, 1385 nt
Organism: Asparagus officinalis (garden asparagus)
Lineage: Eukaryota; Viridiplantae; Streptophyta; Magnoliopsida; Asparagales; Asparagaceae
Product: F-box protein At5g49610-like
Exons: 2
Coding region: 12-1208 (398 amino acids)
Molecular function (GO): protein binding
Source: RefSeq, a predicted model, not a curated record